This is a messenger RNA of Pocillopora damicornis (cauliflower coral), 313 nucleotides long. Its product is annotated as 2-(3-amino-3-carboxypropyl)histidine synthase subunit 1. The record is from RefSeq and is a predicted model, not a curated record. Gene Ontology annotation, molecular function: 2-(3-amino-3-carboxypropyl)histidine synthase activity. Lineage: Eukaryota; Metazoa; Cnidaria; Anthozoa; Scleractinia; Pocilloporidae. Gene Ontology annotation, biological process: protein histidyl modification to diphthamide.
AUUUCGUAUGCGUUGAAACAAAGCAUACUUACCUAACAUGGCCGAAGCAUUGGAAAGCCGCACGUCUGAGGACAAAGCGAGUUGUACUCGAGUUUCUGCCAAGAAUAACACAAGAAGGAGAUUUGUCGGAACUAAGUCUAAUGCUGGACAGACGACUGACAAACUCGCAGAAAUAGGAGCAAAUAAGAGAAGAGUUGUUCGUCAGAUUCCAGAUGAGAUUGCAAACAAUCUUGAGCUGCAAGAUGCUGUGAAACAGGUAAAUAAUGAGAAACUUCACAUGACCCUGGGUUCACUCGACCCUUUAACCCCAUAA